Messenger RNA from Eucalyptus grandis, 1293 nucleotides. RefSeq names its product ankyrin repeat-containing protein NPR4. Gene Ontology annotation, molecular function: protein binding. The coding region runs from base 1 to 1293 and encodes 430 amino acids. The record is from RefSeq and is a predicted model, not a curated record. The transcript has 3 exons. NCBI's taxonomy places the organism in Eukaryota, Viridiplantae, Streptophyta, Magnoliopsida, Myrtales, Myrtaceae.
AUGGACGUAAAGGUAUCUAUAGGAGAGGAGCAACAAGAUCCAGCAAAAGUGUAUGCAGCUGGUAAAAAUCUGGCCGAUGUCAUCAAAGGCGCCAAUGUCGAAGAUAUCAUUUCCAAGAUCGAAACGCUUGCCUGUCAAGCUGAUUCGUCUGCCGUUUUCAAUUUCCGGAGGCUGUCGAGGGGUUCGCUACUCCACAUUGCAGCAGCCACCCGCAAUAGCAACAUCCUGAGGCUCCUGCUUGAUCGUGUCGAUGCCUACCUCAUAGCCGCCCAAGAUGAUUGGGGGAAUACCCCUCUCCACAUCGCCACUAAGGCCAAGGCAUUUGGAGUCGUCGCUAUGCUGAUUCGCCAUGCAAGAGACCUCCCCGACGUGGAUGACAAGAACUGGAUCCUGAGGAUGAAGAACAAUCAUGGAAACACCGCUUUGCACGAGGCCGUGCUUAUACGUGACGUUGACUUGGUGAGCCAUCUGUUGCACGAAAAUUCGGAGCUCGUGUACUUGGCGAACGCGGAUCAGAAAUCUCCCCUGUACCUGGCCAUUGACCCCCGCGACCCCCAGAUAUUUCAGGUUUUAUUUUCGCCCUCGCUCGACCCAUCAAGAAUAGAAGGCUUGCCGCCCGUUCAUGGUGCCGUUGCAUAUUCACUCGGCAAGAUACUCAGAAAGGACACGAAGCUUUUCGCAAUGAGAGACUCCGGAGGCGGUAAUGUAUUCCAUUUAGCAGCUUUCUGGAAUGUGCCCGAACGCUUGGUACGCACCCUGUUGAAGACCGUGUCAGCAGAGACACCAGAUCGAUUCCUAGUUAAUCCAGAAGCUCGAGACAAAGAGUACAGGGGCAGAAUUUUGCCAGGUCCUGCCAAUUUGGAAGAGGCUAUCAAUACCCUGUUGAUGGUGGCAACGCUUGUGACCACUGUGACUUUCGCAGCUGGUUUCGCAGUUCCUGGAGGAUUGAACAGCUCAGACACGGCAUCCAAAGAUGACAGGGGCGUGGCUACGAUGCUGGGCAAUAGAAAGUUCCAGGAAUUCGUGAUUUGCAACACCUUCGCGAUGUUCUGCUCAAUGACCUCGGUCGUUGUCUUCAUGUUAGCAUACCUGGCCGAAGUCCACUUAAAAUUAUUUAACUUCAAGCUUGCACUAGGGCUACUAGGAAUGUCACUCCAGGCAAUGUCCUACGCUUUCUUAAUUGGUGUCAACUUGACCGUUGGCAAACUCCCCUAUUUUGUCCACCACGAUAUCAAUUAUCGGAUCUAUUUUCAUCUUCAUCAUCACAGGUUCUUUAUAUUGGUGGGUCGUUGA